Messenger RNA from Geodia barretti, 336 nucleotides. The record is from the annotation of a GenBank genome assembly. Lineage: Eukaryota; Metazoa; Porifera; Demospongiae; Tetractinellida; Geodiidae.
AUGGACGUUCCCACGGCGGCCCUGUGGGUACCGGGAGUGGUCGACAUCGCGGAGGAAGGCGACGGAUGCUACCGCGGCUCGCUGAAGGCUCGCGUGGGUCCGAUGAGCAUGACUCUCACGGGGACGGUCACGGUGGAAGACCAGCACCCCGAUUCGGGACGCGCCCGUUUUCUCGUGGAGGCCAGCGACCGGCGAGUCGGCGGCGGCGUCAGGACCACGAUGGCGCUUCAGCUCACCGAGAGGCCGUCUGGUGAAACAGAGCCAGUCAUCCGCCGCAAGGCCCAGUCCACCAUCGAGGGGUUCGCAAAAAAUCUCGCCCGCGAACUGGAGGGACGA